AUGGCUGGAGAAGACGUGCAGAUCUCACCAAACUCCACCCUUCCACAACGCAGAAGUCAACUGCUGUGUCGAGAGUAUCUUUUUCCAUCUUGUUGA
Chondrus crispus (carragheen) is the source of this 96-nucleotide messenger RNA. RefSeq lists its product as hypothetical. The record is from RefSeq and is a predicted model, not a curated record. The transcript has a single exon. The coding region runs from base 1 to 96 and encodes 31 amino acids. NCBI's taxonomy places the organism in Eukaryota, Rhodophyta, Florideophyceae, Gigartinales, Gigartinaceae.